Messenger RNA from Cooperia oncophora, 189 nucleotides. Lineage: Eukaryota; Metazoa; Nematoda; Chromadorea; Rhabditida; Trichostrongylidae. The record is from the annotation of a GenBank genome assembly.
AUGAACUUCAACCCAGAUUACGAAACAAUAGCCACGGCAUUCGUGCAACAUUACUAUUCCAAGUUUGAUCAGGGAGAUGGUAUGGCACGUGCGCAAGGUCUUGGUGACCUUUACGAUACCGAAAACUCGUAUAUGAGCUUUGAAGGAGUGCAAUGUAAAGGACGUGAUGCUAUUCUUGCAAAAUUCACU